This is a messenger RNA of Zymoseptoria tritici IPO323, 1536 nucleotides long. RefSeq names its product secreted peptidase S10 (gene PEP-S10.1). The record is from RefSeq and is a predicted model, not a curated record. Bases 16 to 1536 code for a protein of 506 amino acids. Gene Ontology annotation, molecular function: serine-type carboxypeptidase activity. NCBI's taxonomy places the organism in Eukaryota, Fungi, Ascomycota, Dothideomycetes, Mycosphaerellales, Mycosphaerellaceae. Gene Ontology annotation, biological process: proteolysis. The transcript has 6 exons.
GUUGAGCUGACAGCCAUGCACGCAGCAUACCUCACGUCCAUCCUCGCGUGGACUCGUGCCGUCGCGGCAGUGUCUGGCGGAAGUCGUACCUUCGACAAGCGGCUUGUGGACACCUCCCUCUUCAACGCACCCGGCAACAGUCCCAACCUGCAACGUCGACAGAAUGCCAACACUUCUGCGUUCGCUAUCGACGGUUCCAAGAUUCCUGGUGUUGACUUCACCCUCGAUGAGUCCUAUGCUGGUCUGCUCCCGAUCUCCUCGGACGCCGAUGAGAAGAGCAAACUGUACUUUUGGUACUUUCCUUCGACUAAUAAGGAUGCUGAUGAUGAGAUUACCAUUUGGCUCAACGGAGGUCCAGGCUGCUCCAGCUUGGAAGGCUUCAUGCAAGAGAACGGACCGCUGUCGUGGAAGCCUGGCACUUACAAGCCGGUGAAGAAUCGCUGGAGCUGGCAUCAUUUGACUAACAUGGUCUGGGUGGAUCAGCCCGUGACCACCGGAUUCUCCCAAGGCCCGAGGGUCGUCAACAAUCAGGAGGAUUUGUCGAGAGACUUCAUGGGUUGGCUGAAGAACUUCAUCGACACGUUCGGCUUGCAUGGGAGGAAGAUCUAUUUGACGGGAGAGUCGUACGCUGCUGGGAUGUACAUCCCAUACAUGGCCUACUACAUGCUCGAAGCCAACGACAAAACCUACUACAACCUCCAAGGCACCCUCGGCUACAGCCCGGCCCUGAACUGGUUCGCCGUGACCGAACAAAUCCCCUCCGUCCCCUUCAUCGACCGCUGGGCGCCCCUCUUCAACCUGAACUCCACCUUCGUCGACGCCAUGCACAAAGCCUCCGACGCCUGCGGACACACGAAAUUCCUCAACGACUACCUCACCUUCCCACCUCCACCCGGCCCGAUGCCCGACCCACCGGACGGCCUCGUCUACCGCGAAGGCUGCGACACCUGGACCGCCAUCCUCAACGCCACCUUCCUCGUGAACCCCUGCUUCAACAUCUACCACAUCCCCGACACCUGCCCCUUCCUCUGGGACAUCCUCGGCUCCUCCCCGGGUCCAGACGGCUUCUUCAACCGCACAGACGUACAAGCCGCCAUCAACGCCCCUCCAACAAACUACAUUCUCUGCAAUCAAACCGACCAAGUCUUCCCCAACGGCGACGCAAGCGAAUGGUCCUCCUUCGGCGACGCCGGGCAAAAAGCCAUCCUGCCACAAGUCAUCGAACGCAGCGCCCGCACCAUGCUCGUCGGCGGGGACUUGGACUUCAUCAUCAUCUCCGACGGCGUGCUCCUCAGUAUCCAGAACAUGACCUGGAAUGGCGCCCAAGGGUUUCAGCAACGUCCUUCGGACCCCUUCAUUGUGCCGUACGAUGGUGAUUCGAAUUAUGCGGCGGUGGGGGUGUUGGGUGUGACGCAUACGGAGAGGGGGCUGACGUGGGUGAAUAUGGCGGGGAGUGGGCAUAUGGGGCCGAGGUAUGCGCCUGCGGGAGCGUGGAGGCAUUUGGAGUAUUUGUUGGGGAGGAUUGAUUCGUUGUAG